Brienomyrus brachyistius is the source of this 2292-nucleotide messenger RNA. RefSeq names its product RUN domain containing 3Aa (gene rundc3aa). The record is from RefSeq and is a predicted model, not a curated record. Bases 27 to 1343 code for a protein of 438 amino acids. The transcript is spliced from 11 exons. Lineage: Eukaryota; Metazoa; Chordata; Actinopteri; Osteoglossiformes; Mormyridae. Gene Ontology annotation, cellular component: cytosol.
UACUGGGGGCUCCCUGCCGGCACCGGAUGGAUUCGGGCUGUCUUCACUCAGCAAUGGCUAUGGGUCUGUCAUCUAAAAAGGCAUCUUCUCGGAGCGUUGCCGUGGAGCGCAAAAAUCUCAUCACAGUUUGCAGGUUCUCCGUGAAGACUUUGCUGGAGAAGUACUCAGCAGAGCCCAUUGAUGACUCUUCAGAAGAGUUCGUCAACUUUGCCGCCAUCUUGGAGCAUAUUCUCAGUCACCGUUUCAAAGGCAGCACAGCAGGUCCGGGCAGCUGGUUCAGCCAUGACGGGCAGCGCGGCUUCUGGGACUAUAUCCGCCUGGCAUGCACCAAGGUCCAGAACAACUGCAUCGCGAGCAUCGAGAACAUCGAGAACAUCAGCACUUCACGAGCAAAGGGCCGGGCCUGGGUUCGAGUGGCUCUGAUGGAGAAGAGGCUGUCAGAGUAUGUGGCCACCGCCCUGAGGGACACCCGGACGACCAGGCGGUUUUACGACGAUGGCGCCAUCAUGCUGAGAGAGGAGGCCACGGUCCUGACGGGCAUGUUGAUCGGACUCAGUGCCAUAGACUUCAGCUUCUGCCUGAAAGGGGAGGUGCUGGACGGGAAGUCCAGGGCUGUGAUUGACUACACGCCAUACCUGAAGUUCACGCAGAGCUAUGACUACCUGAGCGAUGAGGAUGACCGGCGCAGUGUGGACAGCAGCGCCAGUGAGGAGAGCCUGCCGGAGCAUCCGUACAUCCCGCUGGUCACUGACGAGGAGAGCUGGAGCACCAAGUGUCGCAGGAUGGAGCACAAGUUCAAGAUCGUAUACGCCCAGAAGAGCUACCUGGAGGAGCUGGUGCGUCUGCGGGAGUCGCAGCUGAAGAACCUGGAGACGGAGAACAAGCGGCUGGGCGUGAGGCUGGACGAGCUGGUGCAGCAGAGCCAGCAGGAGAAGAAGGAACUGGAAGACAUUAUAUUGGAACUGCAGGCCCAGCUAGCGGCGCUGAUCCCCUGCGACUCCAGCCACCUGGCCAAGGAGCUGCCCCUCUCGCUGGUCAACCAGUGGCAUCGACUUCAGGGCCAGAACAAUCAGGAGAAUGUCAAGCUCUUCCGCAGGAGGAGCUUCCACAGUCUGGACCAGCUGUCCACCGAGACGAGCCUGAAUUCUGAUUCCCAGAAGACUGAUGGUCCUCAGAAUGGUGACGUGUGGUGCUCCGCAGGUAAAGACUACACACCCUCUAUGCUUGGCCUGUGUGGGUCUUUGGCUUCCCUUCCCAGCUGCAAGUCCCUCGCAAGCCUCAAGUCUAGCGAAUGCCUGGUGAACAUCAGCACGGAGGACAGCCCUGCUCUCUCUCCCAGCUAGGGGGCGCCAAAUCGCACACUUUACCACAGUCAGGUCUGAAUGUGUCGAGGUCUUGGGGGUGGGACGUUAUUGAAUGAAAGUCCCCCUCCCCCUUUCCUCCCACUGUCUGAACAUUUUGUCUUCUAAUGGUCCCAAGCGCCAGAGACUAUCUUGUUCUGAAAGGUAAAUUAAAGGGCAGACAGAUGUUGCUGGACCAAUAGUCUCCCAUUUCCUGUUUAGCCCUAUGCGAUGACAUCAUCGGAUCCAGUACACAGUAGUGUCAUAGUCCAUAAUAAACUCUCCCACAUAAACAUACAUUCAUACUCUUCAUAAGGCAAUACCAUGAACCUACUAUAUCUGUCCUCAAUAUUUGUCUAGUGGCGACUAUCUUGUCAUGUCAAAUUAUAUCCCGGAUAACGUGGACUUUUUUGCCAAAUAUCUGGCAACCAGUCUCAGCAUCAGCUUGGUGUUUCUAUGACUGAGUGAUCGGCGAAAUUAUAGCCAUCGAUUAUUUGACUGCAUGUCUGGUAUUUCCCUUCAAACUGGAACAUUGAUGUGUUUCAUCAUAGUCAUAUCCUGUUAUUUACAUAUAAAUAUAUGCAGAUGUACAGUAUGUCACCAUGUAUGUGUAUAUGAACACCUGCAGCUUCUGUAUAACGAUCUUAUUUGAUCAUUUAUGUUGUUUUGUUCAUACAUAUAUUUAUAUAUUUUUUUCUUAGCCCUAGUUUGAUGUAUUUAUUCCUGGAGAAUGGGGUGUCCUUGUCGUUCUGAAUGUAUAAUGCUCCCUUUUCAUCGCCAUAAUGUUGCGCCUACGUUCACAAUGUAAAAUAAAGUAACAAAUAGCCAUGAUAAAUUAAAAUCCAUUUCCAAGUUUAACUCGAGUCAAUCUAUAAAUACGCCACUGCCAAUACAUUCAAUUCAAUGCAUUCGUGUGAUUUGUGUAAAAUAUAGAUCGUGACAUUUACCCCUA